This is a messenger RNA of Hyaloscypha bicolor E, 4455 nucleotides long. RefSeq lists its product as uncharacterized. Gene Ontology annotation, molecular function: protein binding. The transcript is spliced from 2 exons. The record is from RefSeq and is a predicted model, not a curated record. Bases 1 to 4455 code for a protein of 1484 amino acids. NCBI's taxonomy places the organism in Eukaryota, Fungi, Ascomycota, Leotiomycetes, Helotiales, Hyaloscyphaceae.
AUGAUGGACGAGUCGAGGAAAGGGAAGACGAUCAAGUCUGCCUAUGACAGCAGCACAUUCAACGAAAAUGUCUCAAUUCACGUCGACCGCAAGGUUGGAUCAGCAACUAUCUCCCCUUCAGGUCGGGAUGUUGCCCUGGCCUCUACCGACGGUCUCGAUAUUAUUGACCUCGAUUCUCCCUGGAACCCCCCUCGACAUCUCCGACAUGGGCUUCCAUGGCUUGUUGCAGACGUCCAAUGGUCUCCAUUUGCGCUCAGAGACUACUGGGUAGUCAGCACAGCGAACCAGAAGGCUUUGGUAUGGAAUCUGAACAUGCAAGAAGAUGCUUCCCACGGAGCCAUCGAACACACACUCCAGGGACAUACAAGAGCUAUAACCGAUAUCAAUUUCUCGGCCCACCAUCCGGACAUGCUUGCAACCUGUGCCGUGGAUGGGUACGUACACUGCUGGGACUUACGCCGCCCAAGACAGCCAGUUCUCACGUUCUGCGAUUGGUUUGGUGGGGCGACACAGGUCAAAUACAAUCGCCAGGAUUCUCAUAUCCUAGGCUCUUCACAUGAUCGGUGGCUUCGAAUUUGGGACGAUCGAAAAGGGGCUGCACCCUUGAGGUCUAUUAAUGCACACGAGUCGAAAAUAUAUGGCCUCGAUUGGAACAGAACAAGAGCGACAGGUGUGAUCACUUGUUCAUUGGACAAAAGCAUCAAGUUCUGGGACUAUGGCAAUGAGUUAGACGAGCCCGAGCGGAUCAUUCGAACCGACUUCCCAGUGUGGAGAGCUCGUCACACACCGUUUGGAUGGGGAGUAUUGGCUAUGCCUCAAGAUACUCCAGGAAAUCUGCAUCUCUACGAUCGCCGUUUGAAAGAGGGGGAUGAGCAAGACGCUCAUUCCCCAGCUGUCACUACCUGGGCGGGACAUGGCAGCCACAAAGUCAAAGAAUUCUUAUGGAGGAGCAGAGGUGGCAUCACAGACGAUGGUGUCGAUAACAGAGAAUUUCAACUAGUGUCUUGGGGAGAGGACAAUGAGCUUCGGCUCCAACAGGUCGAUGAAGCUACCCUCGGAGGAGUGGGUUAUGUCAAAGGGACCCAGGUCCGCAAGAAGUUGAAUGUCACUCGCAAAGGAGCUGUCUAUAAGACCUUUCGAAUGGUCGAGAAUUCGUCUCCUGAAAAGAAGGCCGCUACAAUCACUGGUCCUCGCCCUGGAAGUGCUGGCCUCAAAGUCAGCGCAUUGAGCGCUGGUAUGAAGAAGAUGAAUCUCGCAAGCCCGAAUCGAAACCACAUGGCAAUGCGAGCUCCUCCGAUGAAAGGAAAAGACAAGCCCGGAAAACCAGAAGACCAGAAUCAAAAACAAAUCGGCUGGAUGAGUGGGAUCAAAUUUAACAAGCAGGAGAAUUCCUCUACGACACAAAAGAGGCCUGUAUCGAGGAGAUUAUCUCUCCUUAAUCCGGAGUUUGAUGACGAGGAAGAUUGGGAUUCUCCAGAAAACUUGCGCGAAGAGAUUAUCCGCAUUCACAACCAGUUACCCAAGAUCGAUUUCGAAGAUGUCAAUAUGGACAAGCGGACGGUAUUUGCUUCUAUGAAUGGGCCGUGGGGAGACGAUGGGGAUGCGAUAAACAUCAACGUGACCCUAGUAUUCCCGGAGCAGUACCCCGAGUCCAAAGCACCAAGCUUCACCAUCGGCAAAACUUCCCUCAUGUCAGAUGAGAUAUACAGCAAAUUGAAACGGGAGGUCCAUCAAAUAGCAGCAGGAUUCGUCGCCCGCAAACAAGGUUGUUUGGAGGCAAUCUUAUGCUAUCUCCUAGGAGAAGUCGACCUUGAAUCGAGUACCACACUUUUCAAGGAUGUUGAUGAUCUUGACGAUAUGGAUGCUUUGGCCGACGAGAGUUCUAGCGACGACGAGAAUGAAGACAUUCCUGCUGGUGCUUCAGCCAUGAUGUCUCAAGAACUCGAUUCGAGCGCGACGGGGGAUAUGCUCACACCCAUGAAUCGAAACGCAAACGUUCCCCUACCAAGAUACUGUGGAGCUCGAUUCUCAGCUAACGGCAAGCUGACCUGUUUCUUCCCACCCAAGGAAGACAAGGUUAAAUCUCUUUUGGAGACCUUGGUUGCAAAGAACAAUGCGCGAUCCAGAGGAGAACCCGUCUUUCCAACCUUCGGGCGUUUGGACAAUGGCAGCUCUCCAGUCCCCCGGAAGACAGCUAUGUCCCUUGCCUCAGAUAUCAAGGAUGACUCGGACGCUUCUGAUGACUCCGAUGUGUCAUCUUCGAGUGACUCGGAUUCGUCUCCUUUUCCCAUGGCAAGGUUUCCUAUGUCUGAAUAUUUACGCCGAACCGGCCAUCGUCCCUACAAAAGAGGACCUCCUACCAUUCUAUCGCAGAGAUCAAGCACUGGGGGCACUGGCACUGGGACUGGGACUGGAACUGGGACUGGAAUCGGCAAAGCACGGCUUUCCAAGCCCAAGAACAUCAUCUCCCUGCAUCCAAUCGGUGAUCUCCUUCCUUCAAAGAUCGAACUUGCCACUGAUUAUGCCAUCUUUGGCGAUGGACCUGAUGUUUGUGAGCACAAUGCUAAUGCUGCUGAGAAGCACGGUUAUUCAGACCUCGCCGACGUGUGGAGGUACGCUGCGAUGCUGCUGCACAAUGAAAUCCCUCUAGAGAUUCUCGAUCAGACUCAUCGCCGCGAACCAAUAUUGGUCAUUGCGAAAGAUGCUGUCAAACGGAAUCGCAGCAAUAGUGGUUCUGAUAGUGGGGUUGAUGUUUCAUACGACAUCCGGCAGCACACGAACCCUCUGUCUGGUCGAGUCAAAUGGGGAACCAGUCCGCUUGCCAGACAACUCAUUGCCGAUUUGUUCACUUACUUUGAAGACCUCGCAGAUGUUCAAAUGCUGGCGAUGCUCUCAUGUGUUUUCAACGAACCUUUCGCAAAAGACGCCAUUUCCCAAGCAGAAUUGCACAUGUCUCAACCUCAAACUCCGCUAUCGAUGAAGACCCCAGCUUUUUCACUUGAUUACUUUCCUACAGAUGCUACUCAGUGGAGCGUGUCCUCCAAGACGCCGAUCAACUCAGUCGUUUCUACACCGAAAUUGGCACAAACGCCUUCAGGCUUGUAUGGCUCCCUAGGGUCAUCAAAUGGUCCUUGGGGCAGUGAUCCUGCUUCGGCUUCUUAUUCUUGUGGAGAAACCCCACCGCUGAGGUCAAAUCGAGCAAGUUCAGAAAAGCUAGAUCAACAUACGCAGAGCUUAUCCACGUCUCCAGAGAAUCCGCGCACCGUCCGUCGUGCCAAUUCAGGGUUGGCUUCCAGCUUUGCUGCAAGCUUCGGUCGCCCUUUUACCAUGACCUCUUCCUCCUCGCCACCUAAUCCGCCGCCAAACCGAAAGCGUCCAAGUCCUGUCGAAAACAUGCUCAGUUCAUUGAACCCGAGUGCCAUCACGUGGGGUGGGACGACUGUGCUUGGGGGUAUCAAAGAGCAAGUCGCUCCUGAGAGGUCUCCAUACUCGGAUGAUGAAAGCCUGGGCGAUGACUUUAAGCCGACUUUCUGCACUGGUAUCAGCGUUGCCAUGGCAAACCAAGAUCGUUUCGAUGAUGAAGGUUGCAUGAGUACACCCCUACUCGACAUCAGCCACGCACAACUCUACGCUAGCUACCGAAAGUCCUAUGCCGAGCUCCUGUUUGUCUGGGGCCAUCCCCUCGCGCGCCUUGAAAUUCUAAAGUUCAACGGCCUAAAAGACUACUUCCUUGAAAUCGACAUUCCAGACAAUAAAUCCUUUGCAGCCUCCAUCCUCUCAACUGAUACCCACAAUGCAAACCACGACCAAGCACCCCCAUCACCCAUCAUCCUCGGCAAGAAGCUGUCUGAUACACCCGACCCCGGUUCAGGAGAAGGGCUCGACGUAACCGGGUACUGCCUCAAACACGAAUCCCGCCUCGAGCCCCUCCUCUCCAACCUCGGUGGCGGCGCUAUCGGCCGCUGCGAGCGCUGCAAAACCAUCCAGCGCCAGCUCCGCUGCACCGUCUGCUGCGAGCCCAUCUCCGCCAUCUUCUCGCCCUGCCUUUCCUGCGGCUGCGCAACACACGAGCACUGUCUCGCUGAAUACCACGCGGAUGGCAACACGGACUGCCCAGGUGGUUGUGAUUGCGACUGCGGCGAUAAGGCAAGUCAGGGGGUGGUGGAGAGUUGGGAGGUCAUGAUGGGUGCGAUUGAGCGGAUGCGGAUCUUGGAAUCGAAGAGUAGUCCGAGCUCGAGGGCAGGCAAGGAGAAGCAGCCGCAUGAUUCGGAGGAGUGGCAUGAAGAAGAGAAGACGGACUGGGAAAUGGCGGGCUUCCCGCCUUCUAGUGCAGAGGGUUUGGGGAGAGCUUCCUCGACGUUGAGGAGGAUUGGACAGGUUAGAGGGGGGGAAUGGGGAGUGGGGAGUGGCGGGAAGAAGAAGGCUAGUAGUUUGAGGAAUGAGAAAUUUUAUUGA